UGUUUUCAGACAAUCAUGUAUAAAAGCAAAGAGCUUACUUGUCUUACUGAUAAAAAUUUGGAAAAUGAAGAAAAAUUGGAUAUUUCAAAUAACUUUCUUGAAAAUUUAAAGGGGAUUGAAAAAUCUUCUCUUACUUUAUCGUGGCUAAAUGCGUCCCACAACAAAUUGAAUACAAUAAGCCAUUUAACAUCUUGUAAAAACCUAAAAGUUCUGAACUUGAGCUUCAAUAAAUUGACCAACACUUUUCAUGUCAGUGAGCUAAAAAAUUUAAAAGCACUUAUCUUAAACAACAAUGAGUUGGAAAAAGUUGAAGGUUUGGAUGAAUUAAAGGAGCUUAACACUUUAGUUCUUUCACAUAAUCGUUUAUCAAGUAUUAAUGUAACAAAUCUUCCGAAUCUUCAAAAGUUUUCUGCAUCCCACAAUUGCUUAUAUGAGAUUCCUGAUUUUCAAAAACAAAAAGAUAUCAAAGAUGUCAAACUAAACAAUAACGUUAUUGAAAAUCUUCCACAAUGGCUUCCAAAAUGCAAAAGAAUUAAAGUUAUUGAUCUUGGAAACAAUAAGUUUUCUACUAUAGAAUCCAUAAAACUUCUUGGAGAAUUGCCAUUUUUGGAAAAUUUAAACUUAAAGGGAAACCCAUUAUGUAGUUUAGAAGAUUAUUACACAAAGAUCAAGAAUUUAUUACCACAUUUAAAGCUUUUAGAUUUCAAGAACUUAAAUGAAAUGUAUCUAAAGCAGUUGCAGAAUAAACCUGCUGUUGUAGUUACAAAAAACAACAUAGAUCAAGAUGUGAAAAGUAAGGAAACCGAAGAGCGGGGAUUUAUCUCUAGUAAUUUAAACAUUACUCAAAUAUCGGGAAAAAAUCCAGUGGAGUUAGAAAAAAAAACUAAAUUAAAGAAGAAGAAAAAAGUAAAAAAAAAAGUAGUAAUUAAAAAAGAAUUGACGGAGAAGAACACAAAAAAGUCGAAAAAAAUAAAAAAAGAAACGAGCUUAGCAAAUACAUCCGAAAACAAACCAGACGAUACUCAGUAUUUAAGUUCUAAUAUUUUAAAAAGUCAAUUUAUAAAUAAAUCAGAAUUAAGUGACGGUACUGUCGUUGGUGAUUCUAGAAAACGUAAAACGAAAUCGGAAAAGGAAUAUGUAAACAAAACGAAAGGGGACAACGCGAAAGUUGCAAAAAAAGAUAAAAGUGGAAUCGUAUCAGUAAAGAAGAUAAAGUCUGUUAACUGCAACAAAGAUAUUUCUUUUUUACUCAAAAACAUAUCAAACGAAAAUAACUUAGGUGCUGGCUUAAACUCAACUUGGUGAGCUACGUAUGGAACAUACAACUGUCUGUUAUUGUAUUAUUUUUCAACUUGGUGUAUCCUUGAUAUUGCACGAUAUACAUAAACUUAAUGUGUAUUGUACAAUAUUUUAAUCAUAUUCUUAAAAAAAAAUGAAACAAGACUAAAUAAAAAUAUUAA
Molecule: messenger RNA, 1460 nt
Organism: Hydra vulgaris (swiftwater hydra)
Lineage: Eukaryota; Metazoa; Cnidaria; Hydrozoa; Anthoathecata; Hydridae
Product: leucine-rich repeat-containing protein 9
Cellular component (GO): cytoplasm
Molecular function (GO): protein binding
Source: RefSeq, a predicted model, not a curated record